Messenger RNA from Hypomesus transpacificus, 1925 nucleotides. RefSeq names its product homeobox C4a (gene hoxc4a). The record is from RefSeq and is a predicted model, not a curated record. Gene Ontology annotation, biological process: anterior/posterior pattern specification; embryonic skeletal system morphogenesis; regulation of transcription by RNA polymerase II. Gene Ontology annotation, molecular function: DNA-binding transcription factor activity, RNA polymerase II-specific; RNA polymerase II cis-regulatory region sequence-specific DNA binding. Gene Ontology annotation, cellular component: nucleus. Bases 183 to 1001 code for a protein of 272 amino acids. The transcript has 3 exons. NCBI's taxonomy places the organism in Eukaryota, Metazoa, Chordata, Actinopteri, Osmeriformes, Osmeridae.
GAGAGAGAGAGAGAGAGAGAGAGAGAGAGAGAUUAUGCUCACAAUGGUAACCGUAGGUAUGUUAGAUACCUCUGGUUCCUUAUCCGGGGACUACCUCAUCUUCUGCUAUUGGGCCUUGGGGUCACGUGGUAAAAGUAACUUUACAGGGCUGCUCGCAAGUAGGAGGGCUUUAUGGAGCAGAAAUGAUCAUGAGCUCGUAUUUGAUGGACUCUAACUACAUUGAUCCGAAAUUUCCUCCAUGUGAGGAAUAUUCGCAAAAUAGCUACAUCCCAGAGCAUAGUCCAGAAUAUUAUAGCCGCGCAAGGGACCCUGGCUACCAGCAUCACCAUCAGGAGUUAUAUCCUCCGCGGGCGAGCUACCAAGAACGCCAAUAUAACUGUCCAAGCAUCCCCGAACCUGACACACCAAGAGGACAUGGACUACCCCAUUCGGCACACCUACUUGCAGGAAAAGGACAGCCGGCCUCAUGUGAGACCCCACAGUUAUCAAUGUCCCCAUCCACCCCACCGGCUGCAUCCUCCGCUUGCAACCAAGCUACACCGGAGCAUCCAAACAGCGCAGCCUCCUCCAAGCAGCCAGUGGUAUACCCUUGGAUGAAGAAAAUUCACGUCAGCACUGUGAACCCAAAUUACAAUGGAGCGGACGCCAAGCGGUCUAGGACAGCAUAUACUCGGCAGCAGGUCUUAGAAUUGGAGAAGGAAUUCCACUAUAACCGAUAUUUAACACGGCGAAGGCGCAUCGAGAUUGCUCAUUCCUUGGUUCUCUCCGAGCGUCAAAUCAAAAUUUGGUUUCAGAAUCGCAGGAUGAAGUGGAAAAAAGACCAUAGGCUUCCUAACACCAAAGUCAGAUCGUCAUCUUCCUCCUCCUCAACGGGCAUAUCCUCCGGGUCCAACACAACUUCAGCUGCCGGCGCAGUUGCUGCUGCCUCGGCUACUAACGUUGUGUCUACACCCGAUGAACUUUCCGGAGCACAGCUUGGCGAGGAUAUUACACGGUUAUAAAGGCGAACCCCUUGAACAUGGAAGACUGAAAAAUGACUGGUUAUUUAUAGAACAUGAUAUAUUUUGUUUUCGUAGGUAUCUUGUGCGGUUUCCUUUUAGUCCAAAGUUAUAUAAAAUGCAUGUUAUAUAGCAUGGAUUAAUGCGAAUACCGAUGGAUAAUUUUUACGUGACACAGGGUUUAAUUUAUUUAAAACAAAAAUUGUUUUUUUCAUGAAAAAUGUUUUGAAUGAAGGAAAAAUGUACAUUUUAUCAAAAUGUUAUUGUGAGCUAUUCUUUUGCUCUGCCCAAGGUGAAAUGCACAAUCUAUUUAUUUCAACAACACUGGAAGGAUAUUAUAGACCUAUAGGUUAUUUUUGGUAAAAAGCUGGAACACACACCAUUGGUCUUGAACGUGUAUGUUUAGGCAAUGUGUGAAUUACCUCGCAUAUUUCAAAUACAGAAUUUUUCAUUACAAUUUAGUUUUGUGAUGUAGAUGUUGUGUUUUAGGCCGUUCAACGCAAAUUAUUGUGAAAUGCAAUAAACGGAGAUUAGUGUUCUUGUGAUAAUCAUAUUGGUCAAUAAAACAGUGAGUGUCUACUAGUUUUAUAUUCGCUUGCCUGAAAUUCAUUCAUAACCAUUGAAGUUGAACUAAGCUUUUAGCUGCUUUGCUCAGCUAUUGUCCAAGUUCUGUAUUUCUUUAGAUGUUGCUAUCUAAAAAUGUGACUUUUUAAUGUCCAAGACGAUCUCUUGUCAAACGUGUUUAUGUUGCCUGCGUAAUUAUGUUACGGAAUUGACGUGCAGCUUUUUCAGUCAUCAGUAACGGAUUGUAGGCCAUACUACAUAUGGACGUUUAAUUCAGUGUUAAAUUGUCCUGUGUGUUUUUUAAACCACCAUCCCUAUUAUAGCCUGUGCAAUUACAUUUAAAUAAUUUCUGAAUAAAACUUG